UCUGAGGAGCAAAAGAGACGUGAGGAAGAAGAGAGACAGAGAGAAGAAUGGAGGAGAAAAAUAAGAGAAGCUGAAAAUGAGAGAAAAGAGACUCAAGAUGAAAUUGAAAGACAAGAGAGAGAAUGGGAGGAAGACAAGAAACGACAGAUGAGAGAACGAGAAGAAGAUGAGAGAAAGAGAAGAGAGAAACAUGAAGAACAACUGAGAGAAAAACAAGAAGAACUGGAGAAAAUGAGACAGAAGAUUGAGAAAGAGAGAGAAGAAGAGAGAGAAGAAGAGAGACAACAGAGAGAUGAAGAGAGAGAGAAACUGAGACGAGAGAAAGAAGAGAAAGAGAGAGAGUAUCAAGAGAAGAAAACUGAAACGAUGAAACGUUAUGAGCAGCUGGAGAGAAAGAGAAAAGAGAUGUGGGAGAGAAAACAACGAGAAGAUGAUGAGAGAAGAGCAGAAGAGAGAAAGAGAUGGAGGAAAAGAAUUGAUGAUAUUAAAAGAGAACAACAAGAAGAGAUCAAGAGAAGAGAAACCCAGGAGAGAGAGAGAAAAGAAAGAGAAGAGGAAGAGAGAAAGGAAAUAAAGGAGGAGCAUGAGCGGAGAAUAAAAGAGAUGAAGAAGAAACAUGAAGAUGAAGCCAGAAAACAAGCAGAAGAAAUAAAUGAGUUUAAAAAGAAAAAUGAUCAAGUUAAUAAGAUCAGAAAGCAUCUGGAAGAACUUAAAGACCAUCAUGAGUUACUGGAGGAGUUCUAUAAACUCUUAAAUGAUGAGAAUAGACACAGAAAAGCUGAAAAAAAAGGUUGA
Messenger RNA from Triplophysa rosa, 795 nucleotides. RefSeq lists its product as uncharacterized. Lineage: Eukaryota; Metazoa; Chordata; Actinopteri; Cypriniformes; Nemacheilidae. The record is from RefSeq and is a predicted model, not a curated record. Bases 148 to 795 code for a protein of 215 amino acids. The transcript has a single exon.